Messenger RNA from Phodopus roborovskii (desert hamster), 1245 nucleotides. It is a transcript of the gene Il15, whose product is annotated as interleukin 15. Gene Ontology annotation, molecular function: cytokine activity; cytokine receptor binding. NCBI's taxonomy places the organism in Eukaryota, Metazoa, Chordata, Mammalia, Rodentia, Cricetidae. Gene Ontology annotation, biological process: positive regulation of cytokine production; neutrophil activation; positive regulation of immune response. Gene Ontology annotation, cellular component: extracellular region. The record is from RefSeq and is a predicted model, not a curated record. The coding region runs from base 506 to 994 and encodes 162 amino acids. The transcript has 7 exons.
GGUGGUGGUGGAUCAACAAUGGAAUUUUUCCCGAAAGCCUACGCCCGGGGCCCCUCCCAGCUCUGGCUCUGCUCAGGCACCCUUCUCCCCACCAGCUGUGGGCCAAGCCGCCCCGCCCUCUUGACCGAGACUUCAGUACUCAGUGGCACUACAUGCAGAGUGUUUUCCCUUCUGUCUAGCCAUUCUUUUCCAGGGUUCUUCUCUACAUCUUCUCUGGUCCUCUUGCGAGCCUCUCCAGUUCGCUGCGCCCCGCAGCUUGCAGUGCACCUAGCUCCACGCUGCAGGGACCUGGCCAGGGCAAGACCAGGGGGAGCAACGAGCCUGUCUACCCCCGCCCAGCUGGCAAGUUGGAUGAAGACUGGAUCCUGCUGCUUGGAAGGCUGAGUUGUCCAUCUAACUGAGCUCAGAGAGGUCAGGAAAGGAGGUGUUCUGGAUGGAUAGCUGCUGGAAGCCCAUCGCCAUAGCCAGCUCUUCAACACUUAAGCAUUUACCUGGGCAUUAAGUAAUGAAAAUUUUGAAACCAUAUAUGAGGAAUACAUCCAUCUCGUGCUACUUGUGUUUCCUUCUGAACAGUCAUUUUUUAACUGAGGCUGGCAUUCAUGUCUUCAUUUUGGGCUGUGUCAGUGUAGGCCUCCCUAAAACAGAAGCCAACUGGAAAGAUGUGAUAAGUGAUCUAAAAUACAUUCAGUCUCUUAUCAAAUCUAUUCAUAUUGAUGCUACUUUAUACACUGACAGUGACAUUCAUCCUGGUUGCAAAGUUACUGCAAUGAAUUGCUUUCUGCUGGAAUUACGGGUUAUUUUACAUGAGUACAGUAACACACGCCUUAAUGAAACAAUAAGAAACUUGAUCUUCCUAGCAAACAGCAGUCUGUCUUCUAACAAGAAUAUAACAGAAUAUGGCUGCAAGGAAUGUGAAGACCUGGAGGAGAAAGACUUCAAAGAAUUUUUGCAGAGUUUCAUACACAUCGUACAAAUGUUCAUCAACACUUCUUGACUGCAGUCAAUCCUCUUCAGGGUUUCUAUUAUCACCAUACCUCUGCCUGCUGUUCAGAGGCAGCACAGCUCUGUGGGUUUGAGAUCUGCUGGGAAAACAGAGCUGCCUAAGCAGAAUCCGAUGAACUCUCUGAGAUGACAGGAUAAAAGGAGCUCUUCUCAGACUGGUUUUUAAUUUAUUACUGCACUUGUACAUAUUUGUAAUAUAACAGAAGAUGUGGAAUAAAGUUGUUCAUAUGUUUUAUCAAUUGA